Molecule: messenger RNA, 1668 nt
Organism: Pelobates fuscus (common spadefoot toad)
Lineage: Eukaryota; Metazoa; Chordata; Amphibia; Anura; Pelobatidae
Product: ubiquitin carboxyl-terminal hydrolase 12-like
Exons: 9
Coding region: 178-1287 (369 amino acids)
Biological process (GO): protein deubiquitination
Cellular component (GO): cytosol; nucleus
Molecular function (GO): cysteine-type deubiquitinase activity
Source: RefSeq, a predicted model, not a curated record
GUGUGUGCAUACGGUACUCAGUGCUCUGCCCGGAACCUUGCUGCUCCUGUCUAUGUUUCCGAUAGGACUGUUUUGAAUCGUGCACAGCGGCGGGCGGAGCGCUUUCCCGGUGACCCUGCUGCGGCUGUCAAGGGCCGAGCUCCGGUUCAUCAUCAUGGCGGCGGCGGAGGAGAGCGGAUGGACGUACUGAUGACCGUCCGGAAGAUCGCCUCGAUCUGUACGAUGGGCACCAAUGCCUCAACAUUGGAAAAAGAUAUCGGCCCAGAGCAAUUUCCGGUCAAUGAGCAUUACUUUGGUUUAGUGAAUUUUGGCAACACCUGCUACUGUAACUCUGUCCUGCAAGCACUUUAUUUUUGCCGUCCUUUUCGGGAGAAAGUUCUAGCCUACAAGGUCCAGCCUCGGAAGAAGGAAAGCUUACUAACAUGUUUGGCAGAUCUUUUCAACAGCAUUGCCACACAAAAAAAGAAGGUGGGGGUUAUACCUCCCAAGAAGUUCAUCUCUAGGCUGCGGAAAGAAAACGAACUUUUUGAUAACUACAUGCAGCAGGACGCCCAUGAAUUUCUAAACUACCUUCUGAACACUAUAGCUGACUUGCUGCAGGAGGAAAAGAAACAGGAGAAACAGAAUGGAAAACUGCAGAAUGGGAGCCUAGAGGCUCCAGAACCUGAUAAGCCGGAUCUUACCUGGGUUCAUGAGAUCUUCCAAGGGACGCUAACAAAUGAAACCAGAUGUCUUAACUGUGAAGCAGUCAGUAGUAAAGAUGAAGACUUCCUUGAUCUUUCUGUAGACGUAGAACAAAAUACUUCUAUUACACAUUGCUUAAGAGGGUUCAGUAAUACAGAAACACUAUGCAGCGAAUAUAAAUAUUACUGUGAGCAAUGCCGUAGUAAACAGGAAGCACAGAAAAGAAUGAGAGUGAAGAAAUUACCUAUGAUCCUAGCCCUGCACUUGAAAAGGUUUAAGUACAUGGACCAGCUGCACAGAUAUACCAAACUCUCCUACCGUGUGGUGUUUCCUUUGGAGCUGCGGCUCUUCAACACUUCCGGAGAUGCAACUAACCCUGAAAGAAUGUACGAUCUGGUAGCUGUGGUGGUUCACUGCGGAAGUGGACCAAACCGGGGACACUAUAUUACCAUCGUGAAGAGCCAUGGAUUCUGGCUGCUUUUUGAUGAUGACAUUGUAGAGAAAAUUGAUGCCCAAGCCAUUGAAGAAUUCUACGGUUUAACAUCAGACAUUUCCAAAAAUUCAGAGUCCGGGUAUAUACUGUUCUACCAAUCUAGAGACUGAAAUUCCUUCUAGGAAUUAAUUUCAAUAAAAUAUGCUGUUAUCUGCUGAGUUGCUGAAGAGAUGGUUACCUUCUAGACAUCAAACAGCCAUAAGAAAUGGAUAUUCUCUUCUAGUCCAAAAUCACUUUUAAUCAUCAUUUGUUUUUGUUUUUUUGGUUUUUUUUUCCUGUUGCUGAAAGGCUUAGAAACAUAACUUCCAAAAUUAUGGUUAUCCGUAGAGUCCCUUGAAGUACUGAUCCAGAUAAUGCUAUGAAAAUUCACAGACCCAGGCAAGACAGCACUUUGCAAUGCAGGAAAUGACUGAAGUUUGGUGCUCAGAGUUACAAUCAAAGAUUUUAACCAUUCAGUGUGAGUUAUUCACAUCAAGCAUAUCUUCAUAUCA